AUGCAGUGGCGAAAACUUACCAGGUUGAAGUCUUCGCCGGGCGGACAGUCGCGCGCUCGGAGGAUGCUCUGCUGCGGCCGCAGGAAGGAGAAUGGUCGCGCGGCACCGGACUUGACGGCGUCGCCGGGCCGCGCGCCGCCCGGCCCGCCGCAACUGCCGCGUGCCAACCACGCGCCGCCCUGCGUUCUGCAGCCAGACUUCCGAAAGGUAUCAGGUGUAAGCAAUGAAAUAUUCAGACAAAUUGAAAUGGUGGAAAAUGACCACGACUCGACCACGGCCGCGGCGCUCGAGGCGGUGGAGCGCCGCGGCGAGAUGAUCGUGAGGAUAUUGGAAAUAAGACAAGUGGGCCGGAACAAUAUUGAAGCCGCUAAAAAGUUCUUUUCACUGCAGGACUCUCGUCACAUAGUUCAACUGGUCGAGAUCGUAAAGCGUCCUGGACAAACCCUCGGACUGUACAUAAGAGAAGGAGAUGGAGGUGGCAGGACUGAUGGAGUAUUCAUAUCGCGGAUAGCAUUGGAAUCCGCUGUGUAUAACAGUGGUUGUUUGAAGGUCGGAGAUGAAAUCCUGGCUGUGAAUCUGGUGGACGUAAGGCGGAUGUCUCUUGAUGAUGUUGUGAUCAUCAUGUCAAUACCCAGAAGGCUGCUGCUAUGCACAAGGCAGCGGAAAGGUAAAUCCGGCCCUGGGUCCCCAUCAAUGCCUCGGUCCGAGCAUAAACCGCCUCCAGUAGUGGUGUUGAAAAGAGACUGCCGAGAUGAUGAUGACCGGGAUCGUGUUGAUGGACUAUAUUCUCAACAUGGAACUCUUCGCUCCGCCGGUGGACCAGGCAGCGCCGUGCGCCCUGUCGGUGACGGAAGAGAAGAAAGGAGUCGGUUGCAACUUGGUGCACUCUCUCCCGACUCUACUGCUCUCGACUUGUACUAUAAUCCAAGACCCCCCUCCGAUCAUUCGACAUGGAGUUAUCGUCCGCCGCCACCCGUUAUUACAGAACAACCUAAGUCUGCAGCGACGCAUUUUGUACCAUAUGAGCGAUCAUAUCCGAAUACUCUGGAAAGUCUGGCAGAGAAAGUACAUUCAUUAUACCCAGCUGAUAGUGGAAGUACCCGUUUCGGUGGAAGAGUUCCCCGUUCUGGUUCCGAGCAACAAUUGCCUAGAGCUGAAACACACUCGGAUUUCGGUCGACACUCCUUGCUUAGAUCUAGUUUGAAAGCUUCAGCUGCUGCCGGCGCUGGAGCAUCAAGCCUCUCAAGAUAUAAUCAGAGAUACGUAGGUGUUGGUAUGACCGGAGCCGGCUUGACAAGUAGUGGACUAAGUUCUGGUUUAGGCGGGACUGGUCUAGGAGGACCUGGUCUUCCUUCUGGAUUAUCCGCUACUGGUCUUAGCGGACUAUCCGGCUCAAGUCUAGUGGGAUCUGGCCUAACAAGUUCAGGAUUAGGUCCUGGACUUUCCGGAGCUGGUCUAGGAUCGACUCUCGGUGGAGGUUAUGGUACUAGUGGAUUAGGACUGCCAUCAUAUAGUAGCAAAUUCGGAACGACAAGAAGAAAUCGUAGUUUGGACUAUUCGUCUGAUACAGAAGCUACUGCUCCUACAAGGACUCCAUAUUAUUCAGGUCUCAGUGGAUACAGGAGUAGUACUUUAGGCAGAGACAUUGGAUCCAAAUUUAAUUCACUACCUAGGGAUGUAAGAGGAACUGGUCAAAGGUUGGGAUUAAGUAGGCGCGCAGGAAGUGUUCUUCAAGAUGAACCAGAACCACUGUCUUCUCGUUUGGAUCUACGUUCUUCCAGAGGUCGUCUACCAUCAUCGCCAUCAGUGUUCACUUCGGAUGAGUACCGCGCUUGGCUGUCUCGCGCUCCAUCCACUAGCGCACUCUACGAGACGCUACGUCCGCGCUUGCCAACACACUACUCUGCAGAAAAUAUUCAUGAUGCACUUAAAAAUAUGGAAAGCGGUAGCCGUUUCGGUUCAACCCUCGGGUUGGCUGGUCGUCGGAUUGAACGACCUCGCCACUUGCCAGCCCGUUCGUUGUCUUCGCAACAAUUAGGACCUACUGCUGGAGGAUCUCCCUCGGCCCGUCGCGUCCGACAACUACUGGAGUUGGGUUCAAGAUUCAACUGUCCCAACCCGAGUCCAGUACCUACUCCCAGUUCUCGACAUCAGCGACAUUUGGACAUAAAUCCUAAUGACUUUUUAAAAUACAAAGUGGAGAAACCAAGUUCAGGAGGUCUAUCGGCAUCCAUGACCGGUCUAUCCCGCCUCUCUGGCGGGGUAUCAGGGAUGCUUUGGGUACACUUGCUAGCUGGCAGAGGUCUUCGUCCUGCGCCCUCGGGCUCUUCGCCUGGCUCCCCACCCUCGGGACCAUUAGCACCUGCUCAACCGCCUGUAGCUCCAAGAGAUUUAUACUGUGUGUUGGAAUGUGACAGAGUACAUAAAGCUCGUACUGUGGUCCGUACUGGUGAGCUCCAAUUUGACUGGGACGAGUCUUUCGAGUUGGAGUUAGUAGACAACCGACAGUUGGAUGUGCUGGUCUACUCGUGGGAUCCUCAGCAUAGGCACAAGCUUUGUUACCGGGGUGCUGUCACUCUACCAGAUUUGCUCUCGCGCGCUGCUUCUCAUCAACUUGCCAUCAAGAUGGAGCCACGUGGCACGCUAUACGUGCGUGUGCGGCACACGGAGCCAGUGGAGCUAUUCAGGCGGCGUGCGGCGCCGACACGAGCUGCUGCGUUAUUCGGCGCCGAGCUGGAGACCGUGGUAGCGCGGGAGGCGCGACCGCCGCACGCGCCGCCCGUGCCCCUCAUACUGCGCCGCUGCGUGGAGGAGAUCGAGCGCAGGGGGCUCGACAUCAUUGGUCUCUAUAGGUUAUGUGGCUCGGCAAGUAAGAAGCGAAUACUGCGAGAAGCGUUUGAAAGAAACGCGCGUGGUGUGGAGUUGGCGCCCGAUUCAGUUCCUGAUAUCAACGUUAUUACCGGACUCUUGAAGGAUUACCUGAGGGAACUGCCUCAGCCUCUAUUCAGUCGCUGCCUAUUUCAAAUGACCUUGGAUGCACUGGGUGUAUGCCUCCCUGAUGAUAGAGAAGGAAAUGCUCGUCUGAUGGCAUCGAUAGUGGAAUGUCUCCCUCGCGCCGCCAGAGCCACCUUGGUGUUCCUGCUCGACCAUCUAGCUCUGGUCGUGGCAGCACAAGACAGAAACAAGAUGUCGCCUCAACACCUGGCCGUUGCUCUAGCACCACCUCUUAUGUUGCACUCGCAGCCGUCCAACGAGAUGGACUACCAGAGGCCUAUACACGUGUUGCAGUGCUUGCUACAAAUAUGGCCCGCACCGAAACGUUCAGUUCGGCGCGGCGAGCCAGCAACCGGGCCGCGUGGAAGCAAAGUCAGUGCGUCGCUAGCGGGCUCAGUCACCCUCCCCCCAGGCCGAGUUCCGCCCUCAGUCAGUCCAUAUCGGCCUCAAGCGGCAGCAUCAGCAGCAUCUCCGCCGCCAGCUCUCUCGGGUCGGCCCGUGCCAGACCGCUCGCCGCCCGUACAUGUUCUCUCAUCAGUCAGGGGCGGCCAAUAUCGUCCGCAGUCGCCUCUCCGCGGGCCUCUGCCCGCUCCGCCUCGCUCCCGUCAGGUGACAGUCUCGUCUCCAGGUUCGCCCAGCAGUAGCUCCGGCAGUCAUAGCCCGGCCGACACCAUCAAGCACGGCGGCUCCGUCUCGUCGAUACUGCGCCAGCCAGACCGCGCGUGCUCGCCUCGCAUGUCGCCAAGGAAUUCCCCCCGUGCAUCUCCCCGGGAUUCCCCGCGUACUAGCACGCCGCGCGAGAUCCCCUCCAGGGAGAUGACGCCACGCGAUCUUACUCCGAGGGAGAUGACGCCGAGAGAUCUGACGCCCCGUGAGUCGGGAUCGCGCGAGUCGCCGCGGUCCGCGAUCCCCGGCACGUCGGCCGGCCUGGCCGUGACGCUGAACAUUACCGGCGGGGGGCUGAGCCCCCGGUACAGCUCCACGAACCCGUUCCUGCAGCAGUACGAUGCGGAGGCGGAGGCGGAGGCCUGGCGCGCCGCCGACAUCUUCUCCUCGCCAUCCACGCACACAUAGUGCCCAUAGCGAAUUGAGAUUUUCUAGUCAAUUUUUUUAAUCGAAUCGAAAGAGUGCUACGAUUCCGCUGUAUAUUAUGUUGUUUAUUGACGAGCGUGGUGCGCGUUCGUGUAAUUGUUAUAUAUAGAGCGAGUAUAUUACUGUGAGAAUGUAUACCUGCUGACGCGCGAGAUGCAGUACUAAUACUGCCUCGCCGGCCGCCGCCGCUCCGCCCCGUAGCCACUAUAGUCUUUAAGCCUCGCACUGACGAUGCCUCCAAACGGAUGUCGUCCAGGUGGAUCCACGUACAACUUUUUACAAAGUU
Achroia grisella is the source of this 4372-nucleotide messenger RNA. It is a transcript of the gene RhoGAP100F, whose product is annotated as rho GTPase-activating protein 100F. Gene Ontology annotation, biological process: signal transduction. Gene Ontology annotation, molecular function: protein binding. The record is from RefSeq and is a predicted model, not a curated record. Bases 1 to 4068 code for a protein of 1355 amino acids. NCBI's taxonomy places the organism in Eukaryota, Metazoa, Arthropoda, Insecta, Lepidoptera, Pyralidae. The transcript is spliced from 21 exons.